UUAGUAAAAUGAAGAUAAUUGCCGCAACUGCACUCCUUGCAUUCGUCGGUUUUCUUCAUUUCAAAUGUACAGGUGGAUUUCCAGCUAAUCACGUUUUUAUAGAAAUGACGGAUCACUCUACAUUUGAAGGAAUGAUCAAUCCAUUCACCCACCGAGACCUACCGUUAUGGAUGCAACCUGGUCAUGCGCAUCAUGUUUUGGACUUUUACGCUUUUAUACGAACGGAGACGGGCGCUCAUUUCACUUCAAUUGUCGCUACGACAAAUCGACCUUUCAAUCAUGAUCCUCGUCCUAAUGGUCCAGUUUACGCUGAACUACGUUUAGGAAAUGGUGAAUGUUUUGUAGCUGACUCUUUCCAAGUCUAUGUUCCCCGUAUUGCACAUACUCAAAACCAACCUAAUUUACCACCCAAAAACAAAAUUUAUAUAGUAAUGAAACACGGCCCUGUUUACAGUUCAGUUUUAGACAAAUAUAAUUCACCGGAGAUAAGUAUCUCCGAGACAUACAGUUCUUCUUCUGGAACAUCACAUUCAUCACCUGGGACAUCGCAUUCAUCUUUUCCAACAACCCAUAAACGUCUAAAGAUAUUCUAGGGAUAUCGUGAAGGAUGAGCUACUUGGCGGAAAUCUUGAUAUCACAGCAAAAAUUAUGGAUAAAGUUUACAUCGAUUCCAGGAGAAAAAUUCAUCACAACAAAAGUUAACUUUGCCAGUUAAACUUUACAGGAAUCUAAGACAAUUUCUCAUUUUUAACCUUGCCGGGAUAAUAAUUCGCCUCAUAAUCGCUCCAUUUUUAUUCGAAAGGUAGCGAAAGUUCGACGGCAGCUACAUCUACCGUCGUUUAACUUCAUCAAAUUAGAGAAAAUGGCGGUUCCUGGCUAUCAGUUGCUUUUUGCUAAGUGGUAUAAAAAAGUUCUAGUUUCCUUACAAUAGUCUAAUCUGUUUUGCAGGAGAUUGAUAAGUAAGAACAAAGUUUUAUUUGUGCUCUCUGUUACUGAUUCUAUGUUCUACUUAAAUUUGCUCACUACAUCGUGGCGCAUAUUCAGUCAGAAUUAUUCUCCUAAUCUCGGUAAAAUCUUCGAGGAAAUGCGUUUAAUUUUUAACAGUUUUAAAAUUUACCUGCAACAAAUUUUAACUUUUCUUUUUCUGUGAUUCCUUAGAGAUUUCGAGGAUGUCCCAAUUCUAUCAUUGUUUACUUAUUUCCCUAGAAAUGAAGAUAUGUAUACAUAGCAUCUGCAAAUUAUGCGUACUUAAACAAAUAAAUAAACUUAUCAUCCCAGAUUAAAAAUAUAAACAUUGCACUUAUAUUUUCAUUUUUAAAAUGGCUCUUAUCCCGGACGAUUGAAAGUAUAUUUUUUGUGACUGAGAAUAAAGCACUUGAAACUAGGUGAAAAGUUGCCAUAUUUACAAUGAUCUUAACUAUGAUCUUAAUGGGCUAAAGAACCCAUUUUUCAAAUAAAAAUUUGUAAUAUAUUUUUACAUUAGAAUUGAUUUUUAAUUGUUAAUAUUUAAACUUGAUGUUAUGCUGAAAUAAAUUAAAGGCCCGUUUAAGCAGAUGCAAUACGGCUUGAUUCAUGCUUCGGAUACAUAACAACACCUAAUGGAUCAACCAUUAUCAUAUACUAUAUGCCAAUGAAUGAAACCAAAGACUAAUAAUCAAGUAGGACUUAUGGGCAAAAUAAUAAUCGAUGAAACCUGAACAGUGGUAGCUUUAGAUAUGAUAGGACAAUUGCCUUGGUCAAAGUCUAAGAAUAAAUACAUACUACUUUUUGUAGAAAUGUUUAUUAAGUCGGUAGAGAUAAUUCCAGGCAGAAAUAAAUUAAAAACAGCAAUAGAAAGUGAACUUCACAAACAAAUAAUUUCGAAGUGGGGAAUACCUAAAAAUUUAUUUACAGAUAACGGAAAAUUAAAGCAUGUUCAGAUAAUCAUAAAGAAUAGGGUAAAGAUUUAGACGAUUUACAAUUUCCUCUUAACACUAGCAUACAUUUCUCAACAGAUUUUACAUUAGAUAAUAAUUAGAGGAGAAAUCAUUAAAGCUUGGAUACCUUAAGUGAAAAUAAUUAGGCAAAAUAUUAUAAUUUAAGUUCCGAAGUAGGAGGACCGGUAUGGUGUAGGGAAAAGUCACUUUUAAAUAAAGCAGAAAGGAUUGCUAAGAAACUAAACAAAAUUUUUGCAGUUCCUUUAGGUAUUAAAACCCAGAUGUCAUCAAAAAUUUACGAGCUAAAGAUUAUAUUAGUUUUUUAAAUUAAUUUCUGUACCCUAAACAAACGUGACAGAAAUAUGUAUGUUUUUUAACCCAAUAUUUCUUCCAAUUGAGUGAUAAUUAAAAAUUAAUGUAAUCAGAGAUAGUAAAAAAAUAACAUGUGGAUGAUGAAAGUCGGCAAGAUUAUAAAAGGCCAAAACAUAAUUUUAAUUAAAAUUACUGUAGAGUUG
This is a messenger RNA of Belonocnema kinseyi, 2431 nucleotides long. RefSeq lists its product as uncharacterized. Bases 9 to 593 code for a protein of 194 amino acids. The transcript is spliced from 2 exons. The record is from RefSeq and is a predicted model, not a curated record. NCBI's taxonomy places the organism in Eukaryota, Metazoa, Arthropoda, Insecta, Hymenoptera, Cynipidae.